This is a messenger RNA of Perkinsus marinus ATCC 50983, 801 nucleotides long. RefSeq lists its product as hypothetical. The transcript has a single exon. NCBI's taxonomy places the organism in Eukaryota, Perkinsozoa, Perkinsida, Perkinsidae. Bases 1 to 630 code for a protein of 209 amino acids. The record is from RefSeq and is a predicted model, not a curated record.
AUGCAGCCGCAAUAUAUCAAGAGAACGUUACUGAAGGCUCAGCAGAUGAAGAAGGAUGUCAGCAAGAGGAUGGGAUAUGCCCCUGGUUCUUUGCUUAUUGAUUUCUCUAUCGAGGGUGGGAAGAAUACUCUGGGUACUCAGUACAUUAUGCAGUAUGCCGACCAUGCUACGAUGAUGCUCUAUCGUAACGCUAUUGACGGUGACUAUGCAGAUGAUCUCGUUUAUCGUAUGAAUUAUAUGAUGACAGAACAGUGUGCUGUGUGUACUCAACCAGGAUGGGAGAACUUGAAGGCCAAGAUCACCAUCAUGUUGGAAGGUUCUUGCACUGUUGGUAAAUACUGCCACAAGCUUUCUAUGUGUGCUUACGAUGCCUCAGCUUAUCCCAACUCCACUGGUGGUAUUGAAUAUGCAUGGGAGUUGCUCAACGAGUUGAAGGCCCGUACGGUUUCUGAUGGUAUUCUCACACGAGAGCAGUUCGAUUUCCUCUUCGACAUCCACGGUUCGUUGUUUGCUAUUCAUGACUGGGAAUGGGUUAGGUGUUAUUAUAGCGAUAACUUUUCUCGCGAGAUGGGUUAUUCUAAUUGUCUUCAUGAAUACCACACCUCCGCGAACAAGUGCCGAACAGAAUGAACUGUUCAUCAUAUAACAAAACGCAAGAGGCCUCACAUAAGUGCCUUGACACGAUCGAUUUUUUUCUGAAUUUUAGAAAAUGAUCUUCUCUUUUCACUAAGCAGACUUCUCGCUCUUGAUUGUCGUUUCCCAUGAUGAGCUCCCUUGCUCUUUUGGGAGUCAUUUUCUGUA